AUGGCGACUAAAGCCAAAUCAAGCUCCUCGUCAUGCCUCUCCUUCCUCAAGGACGCCCUGCUCCUUCCGACCCAGAACGCCAAGCUCUUCGUCCCUGUCUUCCUCCUGAUCAUAGCCUUCUUCGCCACCUCCACCACCUACGCCGGCGACCGCUACUCACUCCCUGAGCUCUUCACCGAGGUGAUCAUGAAGGGGCGUCGCCUGAGGGGCCCUCUCAUAACCGUCGCCAUGGUGGGCGUCCUCAACGUCGCGUGCAUUCUCCUCCUCGUCGCGCUGCUCCAGCUCGCGAUGAGCCACAUGGGGGGUGCUCUACAUGGCGGUCCUCUUCGUGCUCCCGUUCCUCGUGUUCCUGUACCUCAACAUCGUCUUCUUCGUCGCCAUAGCCGCGUCGGUGGCCGACGCGGACCGCCGCGGCGUGAGCGCGCUCACGCUGGCGUGGCGGCUGAUGACACAGGUGUGGAGGAAGGAAGGCUGCGUGCUGGUCGUCGUGGUCCAACUGGUGGAGAUGGUUCCAUCCCGCUCCACGCGGUUGCGCUUGCGUGGUUGAAGAAGAGCAUGCCCAUGGGGCUGGCUCUGCUCUCCGUAUACGCGCUGCUGUCCGGCUUGGUGCAGCUCUUCUACUACGCCGCAGCGAUGGUGUACUACUACCAAGCCAUGGAGAGCAAGGAGGUGAUGGCCCAUGACUACGUCAAGAUCCCGACAGGUGAAGCAACUGUGUGA
This is a messenger RNA of Miscanthus lutarioriparius, 720 nucleotides long. The record is from the annotation of a GenBank genome assembly. Lineage: Eukaryota; Viridiplantae; Streptophyta; Magnoliopsida; Poales; Poaceae.